AUGCCGCUGCUGGCCCGUGCUCUCCGAUCGUCUGCGCUAUCGCGCGCCGUGGGCCAUCGGUUCAUUGGCGGGUUCGCUGUCGAUGCGUCGACGCCGACUGUCGCUGAGCGAUUGGUGAACGUGGUGCUCGUGGACUACGAGGGAAACCGCCACAUGGUCAAGGGACGUGCUGGCCAGACGCUGCGUCAGGCUUGUGAGAUGAACAGCGUUGGCUACGUCAAGGACGACUCCAUGGGCGGCGGCGGCACGUACGACGCCCGUCGCGCCGACUUUUACACCGAAUCGCUCUUUGGCGAAGGCUCUUCGUCUCCACAGUCGCACGUCGUGAUUUCCAACGAGUGGUUCCACAAGCUGCCGCCUGCCAACGCGCGUGAGCGUCACAUCAUUGACACGUACGUCCCGAAGGAGGACCGCUCCGUGAACUCUCGUCUGGGCACAGAGAUCGUGCUACAGGAAGAACUGAAUGGCAUGGUGGUGGCUGUGCCGGAGGCGCCACCGGUCGAGGAGUACGUGUAUGAGCACGAGUAUGACGAAGACGAUUACGAGUCGUACGAUGACGAGGACCAGGGCGCGUAA
This is a messenger RNA of Hyaloperonospora brassicae, 576 nucleotides long. The record is from the annotation of a GenBank genome assembly. NCBI's taxonomy places the organism in Eukaryota, Oomycota, Peronosporomycetes, Peronosporales, Peronosporaceae.